AUGCCCAAUUUGUAUCACGUUGCUGCUGGAGUUUCACGAUCAGCCGACUUGCCGACCAUAUCCACCCAUCACAGAAAGCAACUCCGAGCAAAAUCAUCCAUGUUAUCAGGAAAGAAUACAGUAUUCACUAAGAGUAAUUCAUUCAUGUUUUUGGAACGACCACAAAAUAAUCAAGAUGAUAGCGAUGAAUAUGAUUCCGAUAAUGAAAUUAUUUUGAUUCACAGUCCCAAUACGUUGGCGACCAAUCUUGAAAGAGUUGCAGCUGAAGAAAAUACACGUAAAAAACAAGUCAUGUUUGAUCCUAUAACAUCAUCGGGCGGAAUUGCAUAUGACUUUCAACAAUCAUCAUCACUGGAUGGUUCAACAACAAUGGUGAAAAAAGAUAGGCCUCUUCAAAGAAAACCAAUUCAUGAUUUAUCACCACAAAUGUUACGAGCUAUGAAUUCAAAAGAAUUAGCUUCCGAUUGCGUCUUACCGAUUGUCACUGAACCCAAGACGAAACGAAAGUAUGAAAUGAUAAACACAAAAUGGUCUGACAGCUCGAGUUUACCAAUGGUGUCUAUACCACCUUCUGGGCCCAUGUUUUCCGAUUCUCUCAAUACACAAUACCAUGCCUUGGAAAGUAAGAGAAAGAAAAAGAAAGAAACACCAGAUAUUUAUCAACCCCAAAAGAAGAGCUUUUGGCAAUCAUUGUUUUCACUGUAA
Naegleria fowleri is the source of this 705-nucleotide messenger RNA. RefSeq lists its product as uncharacterized. The transcript has a single exon. Bases 1 to 705 code for a protein of 234 amino acids. The record is from RefSeq and is a predicted model, not a curated record. Lineage: Eukaryota; Heterolobosea; Eutetramitea; Acrasida; Naegleriidae.